Messenger RNA from Colletotrichum karsti, 1890 nucleotides. RefSeq lists its product as uncharacterized. NCBI's taxonomy places the organism in Eukaryota, Fungi, Ascomycota, Sordariomycetes, Glomerellales, Glomerellaceae. The coding region runs from base 1 to 1890 and encodes 629 amino acids. The transcript is spliced from 5 exons. Gene Ontology annotation, biological process: regulation of DNA-templated transcription. Gene Ontology annotation, molecular function: DNA-binding transcription factor activity. The record is from RefSeq and is a predicted model, not a curated record.
AUGUCGUCAAAGACUUCGAAACACUCCGAAUCGAGCUCCAGGAAGCAAUCCUCAAAGUCCAAGUCCAAGGCCAGCAAGACCGACGACUGGACCGACAUCACAGACCCGGAAGAGCGCCGCAGGAUCCAAAAUCGUCUUGCUCAACGCAAGUUCCGCAAGAAGAACCAAGAGAGCAAAGAGCAAACCACAAGGGACUCGCAAAACGAGGAAAACGCCCACAACAUCUACCACACAACCGAGGCCGACGACCUGGCCGCGGAAGACGAAGUCUCAGGCCUCCCCUGGGGCGGCAUCAACAUCAAGCACGUGGUCUCCAGAGGCCACGAGCACGAGAGCCGCCGCGGGAGCCGUCGUGGCGAGUACGUGGGCGAAGACGUCCAGUACGCCAACACGUACACUGCCAACUACACGACAGGGUAUCGCCAACCCCCGAGCUACGGAAGCAGCGGGGGCGAGGAAUACUACUACGAGGAAGAGUCGCCGUACUACCAUGAUUACGAGCAGGGCAACGACCCGAGUCAGGCACAGGGCUACUAUCAAAGCAUUCGACUCAACAACGCUCAGCGAUACCAACACUUCUUGCACGACAAGAUCAAUUCGUUCGAGAUGGCGCCUGGAGGAAACGACAAGCCUCUUGACCCCGCCGAGCUGAGGCGUCAGGCCGAGGGAAAAGAGGCAAAGAUCAUUCGCCGACGCGAGCAGCGCGAGAAGCGUCAGGCUGCCAACAAGGAGAAGAAGGCCAUCAAGGCGCAGGCGAAGCGUGACCGCAAGGCCAAUGUCUCGCGUGCCGCGAAAUGGUUGGACCCGGCGCGCAAGGCUGCCGACAAAGCCAAGAAGCAGGCGCGCAAGGCCAACAAGGACGAGAAGCGAUUCAACCGCAUGCUGAAGCGUGCCGACAAGCUUGAGGUGCAGGCCAAGAAGCUCAUGCUAGAGGCGCAGCGCGCUCGCGCGCGCCAUGCUGUCAUGGCUGAGCAGAGAGCUAAGAAGAAGGCCGAAGAGGAGAUGAUGAACAAGCCUGCGGGCAGCACAGCCAAGGGUGACGAUGAUAUCAUCAAGAUCCACGACGGCGACAGCGACGACGAUUCUUCCGACUCCAGCUCUGAUUCCUCAUCCGAUUCAGAGUCGGACUCGGACUCGGAGGCAGAGGAACAGAAGAAGAAGGGCGGUGUUCCUGUCGAGAAGGCCGAGGAAGAUGUCGAGAUGAAAUCCGAGUCACCGAACCCGACCACGCAGCUGCGUGCCGAGAGCGAGGCGAGAGUGAUGAGCGACGAGCAAAUGGAGGUCGAUGUGAAGGAAGAGGAGAAGCCCAAGAAGUCGAAGAAGGAUAAGAAGAACAAGAAGCAGCCGGUGGAGGAAGAGGAGAAGCCUACCGUCGUCAAAGAGGAGGCUCCCGAGGCCGACGAAACUCCCGCCAAGGAGAAGAAGUCCAAGAAGGACAAGAAGAGCAAGAAGUCCAAGGCUGCUGAGGAGGAGGCCGAAGAGGAGCCGAAAUCGAGCAAGAAGUCCGAAAAGAAGCGCAAGCGUGCCCAGGAGGACGACGAUGACGAAUCGGAUGGCGGCGCUGCCAUCACCGAGGAGACUCCUAGUAAGAAGGACAAGAAGAAGAAGAAGAAGACCAAGAAGGACGAGGAGGAGGCUCCCGCGGCUGAUGAGGAUGCCAAUGGCGACGGAUGGGAUGUUACCGCUCUUGAGGGCGGCCAGAAGCGUCAGGACAAGAUGAUGCGACUUCUCGGCGGUGGCAAGGCAGGUGCUGCGGCUGGCUCGAAGGCGGCUGGCAGCAAGGGCAAGCGCGACAUCGGCAAGAUCAGCCAGGAACUGGAGCAGCAGUUCAACGCCGGCGUACACAUGAAGUAUGACGGCGGCGCCCAGCGUCGCGGCCUCGGUGCCUGA